Chara braunii is the source of this 1938-nucleotide messenger RNA. The record is from the annotation of a GenBank genome assembly. NCBI's taxonomy places the organism in Eukaryota, Viridiplantae, Streptophyta, Charophyceae, Charales, Characeae.
UGCAUCGAUCAGGGGAUCCCUCCAUGCAGGAAGCUUUGGGGUAUUUUUAGGAAAUUGGGGUCUCUGGAGAAACCCUUCACUCUUUCACCAGGAAGAUAUCGCCAGUGGGUUUUUAAAACAACAUCGGUAGAUGGUGAGAUUUGUACUUAGUGAGAACGGGGCGGUAGAGUCGAUAGAGGCUAGUGACGCGGGUAAAGUCUUGAUUCUGGGUGACCCUCGCGUGACCCCUUACUGGAUGAGCGUUGAGAAAGGUGGAGUGAUAAGAGAAGGGGCCUUCGUGUGGGUUCGAGCUCGCAGGUACACUUGGAAGGAAGGAGUGCAAAGAGGAGGCCCACCGAACCUCGGUCGCUUCCUAGAGAUUCGGGCUACGAUCUUCCUCAACGAGGAGGCGUGGACUGAAGUGUGGAGGGGCUUAGCAACUGGGCAAGUGACCCAUACGGAAUACCGAGAGUCCGCGAGGCUGGUAGCGAAUAACUUGGUGCUAGCUGAUUACGAGGAAGGGAUUUUCGAGUCAUGGACUCCAGUGUCCUUCGUCGAGCCUGGUGAGGUCCCUCGUGCGUCUGGGGUCCUCCACGCGAACUUACCCCAAUUCUUGGCCAACUCGUUCUUGAGGGACCCGGAGGAGAGGGUAGUAGCGGUGCUUAGAGUGGCUCGGGAGUCCGGAGUGCGGGCUAGGGGUUUGUUCUGGCUCUACACGCGGUGCGUGGACGCGGGGGUUCCUCCAAGAGGAGAAUUGUCCACAAUAUUCGGGAGGUUGAGAGAAUUUGAGGAGAUCAGAGCUCACGUAGCGGACGUCCCGUAUGCCCGCCUCUUCGGGGAAGAGCAGGUGGCGAACCGGCGGGGGUGGGGAGAGACGCCUCAAGUGAGGGCCACUGGGGCGCGACCUGAGGUCAGGGCUCCGCCACCACCUGCGUCACCGCCGCCGACUCCCCCUGUGCCUAUAGCCGCUGUGAUGCAAGGGGGUCCGCGCCCCAACAACAAGCAAGCUCGAAGUGGGUGUGUUUAUUGCAAUGAAGAAAGUCACAUCAAAAGGGACUGUCCUCAUCUCACGGAGGCCUUAAGGUUGGGGGUGGUCAAGCUAAAUGAAAACAAAUGGGUUGUGUGGGGAGAUGGUGGAGAGGCGGUCUCCUUCUACCCGUCAAUGAAGGUGAAUGUGGACAAGAGAAUAACCCUCCAGGAGGCGAGCCUGGGGAAGAAACUUAAAAUUGGGGGCACCUCCAACUCAUCCCAUGUCCAAAUGACGGAAUCUCCAGGAGGUGUGUCCAUUAGGGAACCCCAGGUGUCCAGCAUCAAGUUCGUUGAGACCCGCCCUGAAGAAGACGGGUCUUGCCUGAGGGUAAGAACACAGGCUGGGGCCGAGACAUCUAAAAGCCAAGAGAACGUGUCAGAAAAUGGAGGAGGAAGGAGCGGCGACGACGACCAACAAAUGGCCGACGCCAAAGUUGCGGAAGAAAAGAAGGAGGAGCCCACUUCACCCAAAUCGCCUAGGAAGAGGGCGGCGGAAAAGUUCGAAAUGAAAUGCACCUUGGAUGAGAUAGACACGGUAGCUCCCCUUAAGAGAACCCUGAUGCAGCCUAUGCAGUGCACGCUUCUGGAAUACCUAGCAGCCAGCAAAAGCGCUAGGGAAGAACUCCUAAGCAUCACGAAGAAGGUAAGAGUCCCGCUCGCCAGGGGACCCACGGUACCGGGGGAAGGUCCGGCCAAGGAAGAAGUACAGUCCUCCCGAAUUACCAUGGAGGAGUUGUCGGCUAACUUCUUCUCGGGGGAGGAUGCCAAAAAGUUCUAUGUAUUAGGGAGCGGCCAGCUCCACGCGGUGGUGAGUGGGAAGAAGAUGAGGGCUCUGGUAGACAAUGGGUCCGAAUCCACGGUAUGUAGAGACUCUAUUGCCCAGUAGCUAGGCUUGGAAAUAGAUAGGGGGGUAUCGAUGUCAAUGGUCGA